GUACCUCCCUCCAUCACCCUGUAGAAGUAUAAUGAUGCGUUGAUCAUCAACGAGGAUGCCAGGACUAAGGAUGCGUUAGAGUACCUGUCAGCUUUCAUACAGCAGGUGAAGAACGCAGGUCAUGACGAGACGGAGAGACAACUCACCGCUUACUUCGAUGGUCAGCAGGGUGUACUGCGGGGUUUGUCCAGCGGGGGGCAGACGGACAAUCCUAAGUUAGAGAUGUUACAAUACAUCCUGGAGGAACAGUAUCGACAGAAUGAUGAGACCAAGUCUGUGCUGUUCGUUAGGACACGGGCCCUCGCAGACGCCUUGAAGAGCUGGAUGGAGGAGUCUGACUCUCUGAAGUUCCUGAAACCAGGAGUACUGAUUGGGAGAGGACGCAAGUCCAGCCAGCUGACCGGCUCAGGCAUGACGCUGAACUCGAAGAAAGGUGUGCUGGAUUCCUUUAAGAGUGUUGACAAUCAAAGCAAGAUCCUGAUCGCUACUUCGGUGGCCACGAGGGCAUCGAUAUCCCACAAUGCAACCUGGUAUUGAUGUACGAAUACGUUGGCAAUGUGGUCAAGAUGGUCCAAGUCAGAGGUAAUCAAUCAAUGCAUCAAUCAAUU
Salvelinus sp. IW2-2015 is the source of this 608-nucleotide messenger RNA. RefSeq names its product antiviral innate immune response receptor RIG-I-like. Gene Ontology annotation, molecular function: double-stranded RNA binding; zinc ion binding; single-stranded RNA binding. Gene Ontology annotation, cellular component: cytoplasm. NCBI's taxonomy places the organism in Eukaryota, Metazoa, Chordata, Actinopteri, Salmoniformes, Salmonidae. The record is from RefSeq and is a predicted model, not a curated record. Gene Ontology annotation, biological process: antiviral innate immune response; cytoplasmic pattern recognition receptor signaling pathway.